Molecule: messenger RNA, 1257 nt
Organism: Tuber melanosporum (Perigord truffle)
Lineage: Eukaryota; Fungi; Ascomycota; Pezizomycetes; Pezizales; Tuberaceae
Exons: 1
Coding region: 400-1017 (205 amino acids)
Source: RefSeq, a predicted model, not a curated record
GAAAUCCCCAUAGGUCGUACAAACACGAAGUCACGCCUCUUCAGGAAAUAAACCGGGGAAAUCCUGCUGGAACACCCAACCAGAGCUGCCUGUGCUACCGGUAUUAAAAUAAAAUGGGAAAAAAGGCCAUCCAUCACCCCUGGUAUUUAUUAUCCCGAUGACAGAUUUUUAAAAACCAGAGACCGUUCGUCGGAGAAGGUUUUUCCAUUCUUCACUCAUCUCCCCGUCUUCAAAAUAAUUCGCAGCAGGUGUCGACCCUCACUUGGCUGGCAACACCACGAUAAACCCAGACGAAACCUAUUAUCAUACAUACCCCACCACUACUAGAGGAUCUCGCAUCCGCCACACCUCAUCCCCCGUAAUCCGCAAACGACGCAAGCGCCAACGAAACGAGACGGGAUGUGCAUGAUAAAGGUCCGCCCAGAGAUUGAGGAAGAAGUAGUGGUGCCGGCGAGGCCUGUGGGCCACCACCGUCGGACGGGAAGUCGCGAUAGCCGAAUCCAGGAAACGACCGUAGUUGAAACGAUCAAAGCCCCACCGCCACCACCCUCAACCCUCUCCCUCAGCAACAACCCCGGAACUACUACGAUAAUCCAAGCUCCCGAGCCACCAGCGUCGAUAAUUGGCAGCGCUGCCGACAGCGAAAUGGUCCGGCAUCAUCACUACCCUUAUGACUCGCCGAGAGCUAGCGUCGUGAGUGCCCGAAGUCGGGACUACUACGUCGACUCGAGUGCGUAUGCUGCACGAUCGCCGAGGAGCUCGUAUCGGUACAUUGACGCGCGUGGAUCUGGGAGGGUGGAUGGGGUCGGCGGCGUUGGUGGAAGCGGAAGGAAGGAAAUGGAUUACGUGCGGGGGGAUAGGUAUGGUUAUAAUAAUUACCAUGGGAGGAGGAGUGGUAGCAUGAAUUACGUCAACCCGAGGCAUUCUACGGCUUCGCAUAGGUCUGCGCGGUCCAUGAGGGAGAAGGUGGUUGUUGUUGAUGAGUAUGGGAGGGAGAAGUUUUAUGGAACCGUGUGAGGGAGUGGAGGAGCGGGGCUAUCCCAUGAUACCCUUUUAUUUCCCCCUUUUCUUCUAAAAGAAGUCUUUCUUCAUGUUUUAUCACGAGUGUUUACGAGUACGGCGGGUUGAUGGGCGGAGCAGAAUUUCGUUGAAAGGGUAGGGGGGGGGGGGUGCGGUGCAUGGUUUCCUGCUAGGGGUUAUGAGCGCUGUGAGCGUGGUGGGCUACUCCUGUUCCUUCCGCUAGUAGUGUUGGCGUGA